AUGAGAAGAGUGGUCGCAGAUCAAACUGCAAAUUUUCAAUCCGAUCAUUUUCUGGCGCAACUCGCGCAUUUUUCCGAAGCCAAAUUCACAUUAUUCGAGCAUGCUCCAAUUGGUGAAAGACGUCAGAGAUUUCGGAAUUUGGUGCAACAACAAAAAAUGACUUUGGUGGGUUUUGGAGGCGAAAAUUUGGUGAAAAAUGGUGGAUUUUAAGCCAUUUUAGGUGAAAAAUGAUGGAUUUUAAGCCAUUUUAGAUGAAAAAUGAUGGAUUUUAAGCCAUUUUUGUGUUAGAAUUCGCAAAAUUCUCAAUUUAACAACAAUUUUCAUCAAAAAACUAUACAAAAAGCUUCCGCUACUUUUCAAAAAAAUUAAUUUUUUAUCAAAAAAAUGAUGUUUUUCCUCAACAAAAGUCGUCAUUUUUGCGGCAGCGACCCAAAAAAAUUUUUAAGAUAAAAUCUGCGAAGAAAAAAAAUGAACACGGUAACCCAGUUUUGGUUAUCUGAUUUUUUUUUGAGGAAUUCUGGAGGACAUGGAUUUUUUUCCAAAAAAAUUCAAAUUUUACCGUGUACUUCUCUCGGACAAGCGCGAAAUUUCAAAAAUUCAAAUUUUCCAUUAAACCCGUGUACUUCUCUCGGACAAGCGGGAAAUUUCAAAAAUUCAAAUUUUCCAUUAAAACCCGUGUACUUCUCUCGGACAAGCGGGAAAUUUCAAAAAAAUUCAAAUUUUCCAUUAAAACCCGUGUACUUCUCUCGGACAAGCGGGAAAUUUCAAAAAUUCAAAUUUUCCAUUAAAACCCGUGUACUUCUCUCGGACAAGCGAGAAAUUUCGAAAAUUCAAAUUUUCCAUUAAAACCCGUGUACUUCUCUCGGACAAGCGGGAAAUUUCAAAAAUUCAAAUUUUCCAUUAAAACCCGUGUACUUCUCUCGGACAAGCGAGAAAUUUCGAAAAUUCAAAUUUUCCAUUAAAACCCGUGUACUUCUCUCGGACAAGCGGGAAAUUUCAAAAAUUCAAAUUUUCCAUUAAAACCCGUGUACUUCUCUCGGACAAGCGGGAAAUUUCAAAAAUUCAAAUUUUCCAUUAAAACCCGUGUACUUCUCUCGGACAAGCGAGAAAUUUCGAAAAUUCAAAUUUUCCAUUAAAACUUCGUUUAUUUCUCUCGGACAAGCGGGAAAUUUCAAAAUUUCAAAUUUUCCAUUAAAACCCGUGUACUUCUCUCGGACAAGCGGGAAAUUUCAAAAAUUCAAAUUUUCCAUUAAAACCCGUGUACUUCUCUCGGACAAGCGAGAAAUUUCGAAAAUUCAAAUUUUCCAUUAAAACCCGUGUACUUCUCUCGGACAAGCGGGAAAUUUCAAAAAUUCAAAUUUUCCAUUAAAACCCGUGUACUUCUCUCGGACAAGCGAGAAAUUUCGAAAAUUCAAAUUUUCCAUUAAAACUUCGUUUAUUUCUCUCGGACAAGCGGGAAAUUCCUCCAAAAUUUCAAAUUUUCCAUUGAAACCCGUGUACUUCUCUCGGACAAGCGGGAAAUUUCAAAAAUUCUAAAUUUUCCAUUAAAACCCGUGUACUUCUCUCGGACAAGCGAGAAAUUUCGAAAAUUCAAAUUUUCCAUUAAAACCCGUGUACUUCUCUCGGACAAGCGGGAAAUUUCAAAAAUUCAAAUUUUCCAUUAAAACCCGUGUACUUCUCUCGGACAAGCGAGAAAUUUCGAAAAUUCAAAUUUUCCAUUAAAACCCGUGUACUUCUCUCGGACAAGCGGGAAAUUUCAAAAAUUCAAAUUUUCCAUUAAAACCCGUGUACUUCUCUCGGACAAGCGGGAAAUUUCAAAAAUUCAAAUUUUCCAUUAAAACCCGUGUACUUCUCUCGGACAAGCGGGAAAUUUCAAAAAUUCAAAUUUUCCAUUAAAACCCGUGUACUUCUCUCGGACAAGCGAGAAAUUUCGAAAAUUCAAAUUUUCCAUUAAAACCCGUGUACUUCUCUCGGACAAGCGGGAAAUUUCAAAAAUUCAAAUUUUCCAUUAAAACCCGUGUACUUCUCUCGGACAAGCGAGAAAUUUCGAAAAUUCAAAUUUUCCAUUAAAACCCGUGUACUUCUCUCGGACAAGCGAGAAAUUUCGAAAAUUCAAAUUUUCCAUUAAAACUUCGUUUAUUUCUCUCGGACAAGCGGGAAAUUUCAAAAUUUCAAAUUUUCCAUUAAAACCCGUGUACUUCUCUCGGACAAGCGGGAAAUUUCAAAAAUUCAAAUUUUCCAUUAAAACCCGUGUACUUCUCUCGGACAAGCGAGAAAUUUCGAAAAUUCAAAUUUUCCAUUAAAACCCGUGUACUUCUCUCGGACAAGCGGGAAAUUUCAAAAAUUCAAAUUUUCCAUUAAAACCCGUGUACUUCUCUCGGACAAGCGAGAAAUUUCGAAAAUUCAAAUUUUCCAUUAAAACCCGUGUACUUCUCUCGGACAAGCGGGAAAUUUCAAAAAUUCAAAUUUUCCAUUAAAACCCGUGUACUUCUCUCGGACAAGCGGGAAAUUUCAAAAAUUCAAAUUUUCCAUUAAAACCCGUGUACUUCUCUCGGACAAGCGAGAAAUUUCGAAAAUUCAAAUUUUCCAUUAAAACCCGUGUACUUCUCUCGGACAAGCGGGAAAUUUCAAAAAUUCAAAUUUUCCAUUAAAACCCGUGUACUUCUCUCGGACAAGCGGGAAAUUUCGAAAAUUCAAAUUUUCCAUUAAAACCCGUGUACUUCUCUCGGACAAGCGGGAAAUUUCGAAAAUUCAAAUUUUCCAUUAAAACUUCGUUUAUUUCUCUCGGACAAGCGGGAAAUUUCAAAAUUUCAAAUUUUCCAUUAAAACCCGUGUACUUCUCUCGGACAAGCGGGAAAUUUCAUCUUUUUCGCAGACCUUCUCCCGAACCGGCAUCACCAUCCCAAUCCAACUCGAAUUUUCCGAAGAGCUCCAAAAUGAGCUGAAUUUUCGAAGUUUGCCGCUGAUUUUCAAUGGUGUUUGGGUGAAAAUUCGCGGUGCAAUUGGUUUUGACACGUUGGAGGGACGGGUGCAAUUCGAGAAAAUUGAUGGUGAGCAAAAAAAAAUUUGGCUGAAAUUUUUUUCUUCUUCAGAGCCCCCUGAAGAGCUGGAAUUUCUGAGCGAUUCUCAACUACAGCAAUUGAGAAGUCAAGGAUUACCCAUCUAA
Molecule: messenger RNA, 3166 nt
Organism: Caenorhabditis angaria
Lineage: Eukaryota; Metazoa; Nematoda; Chromadorea; Rhabditida; Rhabditidae
Source: the annotation of a GenBank genome assembly